UGUAGACUCAUUGAUAGUAAACCGAGUGGACCUUUAAAUUGAAUCUCUGAAUGAGAGAUGAGUCACUUUGUUGUUGUUUUGCUUUUUCCUUGUUAUUGUUACUCAAUCUAAUUUGAUUCUUUCAAUAUUUUAGAUUUAAAUUGAUCAUGGAUAAAAUUCCACCUCCACCUAAAUCAUUAACUUCCAAUGAUCAGAAUUUAAAUGAAAACGAUGAUAAAUCAACCCAAGGAAAAGGAAGAGGAUCAUUUACCUAUGGAUGUAACAAUAAACUCGAUGAAGAAUUGAUGAAAUUAAGAAGAGAAAUGCCUUUAUGUUUUAUCGACAAUAAUCAGGUUGGUUUACGACAAUUGGACAUGUCGCUUUUGUCCCAAUUAAAUGCUCUGAAACAAUCGAUCUCUGAAUACAAAAAGGCUCUCAAUGUGAUCGUCAAUGGAGAUGAGGUUGAACAUUAUGGCGAUGGUCAAUUCAAUGGGCAGUACAGUUCAUCUUUGGUCUCAAUGGAUCAAGAAAAUGAUUUACCAGGGGAUGAGGAUGAAAUCGAUGGUGAUGAUGUUAUCACUUCGGAUGACGAAAGGGAAGAAGAUGGAGAAGAGGAAAAUAGUGAACGUUCAUCUGAAUCUAUUGUCUAAUCUUCCAUCAGCUGAUCAGUUGAUUCUGAGAGAGAAACAAACAAUAUACUUAAUUAUUUGAUGGAAUAUUCAUUAUUUUCAUCUUCGAUUUUCUUUUCUUAACCAUUUUAUCACUUUAAACUCACACAAUCAACAAUUUCCACUUAUUAUUCAAGUGACAAUUCCAUUAAUCAAAUAUCAAUUAACUGAUUUUCUUUUAAUCAUGUGACUCAGUGAAUUUAGAGAUUUUCAAUCCUUGACUAAUUCGCAAAGAUGCCAAACAUAAUCAUAAAAAUUUAAACUAAUCAACAAUUAAAGUCUUCACUGGUUAACUCAAUUGUCUCAAUAAUUGAUUUCCAAAUUGACUAAUUGUGAUUAUUUGAUCCAAUGUUUCGUUGACCAGAAUCUGUCCUUUUGUUAUCGACUCAAACAUCAAUUGAUUAUCAUCAUUUUCCCUAAAUUAAUCAGUUAAUCACUCGUUGGAAUACAUUUUUCAUCAUUGAUUUAAUUUGAUUGUUCUUAUUUUUUUUCUUUGUUCCAUUCGAAUGAGAAAAACAAAUGAUCCAUUUAUCUUAUUUUAAUUGCUUAUUGGAAAAUUAAGAUUAAAAUUAUAAGAGAUUAUCUCAAGACAAAUACUGGAGAAACCCCGAUUCGAUCCAAAGUCCAAAUCCAAAAUCGAAAGGCCAUUUUCUCGUUCAGAGCCGUUGAUGAAAUCGUAACGAGCAAUUUCAUUGAUUAUUAAACGGAAAAAAUUGAUUACAUUCAGAUAAGUUUCUCUUUUUAGAAUCAACCUAAUCACGGAAAUCAACUCUCUAUCUUAAUCAAUCUGAGUUGAUUGCUGAUUGUCAAGAAUCUCUUGAAAAUUAUUGCAGACAAAUUAAUAAUUAAUGUAAACCAAAUCACUUUUCCCUUGAUUAUCAUUAUGUUCAGUUGGCGAAACAGUCACAAUUAUAUUGAUUAAAAGCUAAUUUCCAAAAUCAAUUGUUACUCUAUUCUUUGACCUUUACGUGCCAAUUAAUUGAUCGUUUACUAUCAUUAUAUUAAUUGUUGCUGAUUGUUACCUGAGAAGUAAAAGAUUAACUUGAAAUCGAUUGGGAGGAGCUUCAAGUUGUCAUUUGCUCUCCAAUGUUUUGGUUGUUCAGUAAACAACAUUUUCUUCAUGUGAGAAUCAAACAACAGUCUUGAUUUUCAUUUUCCUUCCAAUUAACACUGAUUCAAUUUUCCAUCGUCUUGAUUGUUAACAAUUAACUAAUUUCUCUAAAAACAUCAUCGUCUAAAUACUUUCAAAAUUGGAACCAUCAGCAAGUUGAUGCUUCUUGUUUGGUGAACAGUUGAUUGGAUCAACCAAUGGAUUCAACAUGUCACCUUUACUAUAGCUUUUCACUUGUGUCCACCAUUGUUACCCUUUGUUUACCACCAUGAUUUUCACUGAGAUUGUUUCAGUUUUCCUUGUUCAUUCUGAUUGUUGAUUCUCCUGAUAUCUAAUUGAUUAUGUCUUCAACUAAAAAGAAGGAGAGACAAAAGUUGAUCAAAUGUUUUCUCAUCUUGAAACCCUCAGAAAAAGAUAGACGAAAAAUUCUGGUUGUUACCAAAUAUUUUCCACCUCUUGGUAAUACAAAUGAUUCUGUUUCAUUGGAAACAAACUCAUCAUCGACAGAUAAUAAAUCAUCAUCUCAACAACAACAACAUUCAAAUAAUUCAAGUGAUUCACAAAAAUUUAACACUAAUCAAGUGACGAUCAUUGAUGAUAUUGAUGAAAGCUCGUUGACAUUGUUUUGUUUACCCAAUGGUGGAGAGAUAAGUUCUAAUCGUCUUCAACCCUCUUUCCAUUCAUUUUUAAUUACUAAACAAAAUGGUUCCCGAGUAUAUGGAUCAACCUUAACCAUUUGGGAACGAUUUAAAUCUGGUGAAGAUAAUGAUCGUUAUAUAAACAAAGCGCUUUGUUUCCUGACCAGUUUACCGUUUGUUGCUGCCAUGAGAAAACUAUUACUCUACAUUUAUGAAAACAAUUGUAGUCUCAAUGUAGUCCAAAGUAUUUGUGACCUUAAGAUGCCAAGUAGAGGGAAAUGUAUCAAAUUAAAACUACCAAAGAGCCGAUAUAUUGGCUGUUAUCAGAAUUCUCAUCAACCUCAACCCCAACAACAGAAUCAAUCGGCUAAUCAAUUGGAAGAUCAGAUGAAAUAUAUUGGACCUGGAAAUGGUUUGAAUUGUUUACAUGAGGAGAUUUACAUUUAUCGAGGCCUUUCAUCGUUUCCGCUGUUUGAUUAUCCGUUACGUCAGUUGUUUAUCGAGAUAUUGACACCGGAACAAUUUCUAAAUGCCUUUAUUGCAACUCUACUCGAGUACCAGUUACUAAUUAUUUCGGAAAGUUAUUACAAACUGAUGAUGGUCGCUGAAGCCUUAACUUCACUUCUUCUUCCAUUCUCCUGGCAACACGUUUAUGUCCCCAUUUUACCAACCAAAUUGGGUUUGCACUUCCUUGAUGCACCAACACCAUACAUUAUGGGAAUCAAUAGUAGCAGUAAGGAUGCGGUCAACAUUUCGUCCACUUUUACUGGUUCUAUGGCCAGUAGCAUUCAAUGUAAAAUCGAUUGUGAUUCGGGAAAGAUUGAUUAUUUUUACGAUGAAAAUGGUUCACUUGAAGAUGAUCUUCUAACUGAGAUACCUCCAUUUAUCGAAGAGGUUAAAAUGGAGAUUGAAUCAAUCUUAUCAUCUGAACCUCGAUUAUCUGGGUUGAUCAAUUUUUCUCAUGAAACAAAUUCCUUAUCAAUCUCACCUUCACCUGCAAAAUUAACUGAGGCCACUUUUCCACUUCCAUCUCUACCUUUACCUGUUAAAUUAAAAUCAACCAAUUCACCUUGUGAGUUUACUUAUUUGGAUGAUUUAAAGCUCAACCAGUCAUUAAGAAUUGCAUUCUUAAAGUGUAUUAAAAAAAAUAUUUUAACGAACCAUGAAAAGUUUAUUGUCACGGCUUCAACUCGAAAAGAGUCCGUUACCUUUGAUUCUGUCUCUUACCUCUGUGAUCAACCCGAUUCGAUGAGAAAUUUUCUGGCCAAAUUUCUGAAGACUCAAAUGUUUGUUAGUUUUAUCGACGACAGUGUCAAAAAAAUGCACAAAUCAAAGCAAGGAAACGUUUACUCGAGUCAACAGUCCCUUUUGGUGGCCUCUUCGUAUGGUUCUGAGGAAGUUGACGAGCCCGUUUUAUUGGGUGACCCUGAUUUGGAGAGUAAAUUUAACAAUGCACAUGAGAUCCCUUUCACCGAAGUUAUAAUUGACCCAUUGAUUACACCUUCGAAUGAUCUUGGGCUUAGUAAUAGUCGAUUAUUGGCUUCGCCGAUGAGACGUCGUCGACCUCGAACUCCUGCCAAUGAAACAAGUUCUCUUCGCCGAAGUCGCAAUACAAGUGAAAGUGGUGAUGAUGAUAAUUCACAAUCGAACAACAAUAACAAUAACAACUCGAAUGAUUUGCUUUCUAGUCCAUUUCGAGUUCCAACUGCUUUAGCUGCACAAACUAAUUGGAAAGUCGUUGAUGUUUUAUUACGAGAUGUUAAGAUACGAACCAAACGAAUACUUUUAGCCAAAAUGGGCAACGAAGAAAUCGCUCCAUUAGGCGUUGGAUCACCGGAAGAUAUGGAAGAAAACACGUUAAUCGCAUCUCUCUGUGAUCUUAUCGAAAGGAUUUGGAGUCAUGCUCGAGCUAAUGACAAGGAAACAGUUCGAUGUUCCUUUUGGUCUCAUGUCGUUGCCUUUGCCACUUUACAAAGAGAAAAUGGAGAUAAUUCUCAAAUCGAUUCAAGUUUACUUACUCCUGCUCUUGCUUGGGUUCUUUUACGGAAAAGAAUCGAUUCUUUAAGUCGCAUGUCAUUAGAUUCAUCGGGAUCAUCAUCAUCCAUUUCAACUCCACCUUCACCAUCCAAAGAUUUAACAAGUUCAAAUGAUUACCUGAAGCCCAUUCCAAAUACAUUUUACUACGAUUAUAAAUCAGUCCAAUCAAUGAAAGAUAUUAAAACUGAGAUUGGUAAAAGCCGAGCAUUCAUCCGAUUAGCCUUGGAACGUAAAUUGUUGAGUAAACAUUUACGAGUACUACUGAGUAACCAAGAGCUGGUUGUAUCCAUGUACAAAAGAUAUGCUUUCCUGCGAUGUGAAGAGGAGAGGGAACAGUUUCUCACUCACUUACUGACCUUAAAUGCCGUUGAUAUACUUUGUUUUACCAACACUUUUACCACUUCGACCAUAACUUAUACUCUGGUGAUUGAAGGAUCAGGUCCAUUAACGGGUUGGAUCUCAUUGAGUGGAACAAUUUCUCAAUCAACCGAGAUUCAAAUGACAAAUAUUUCUAACGUGUUUACAUUUAAACAUAUUAAUUUAGGUUUGAUUAAUUCUUUAACUAUUUCGGUUACCCAUUCAACCAAAAUUUUCGUUGGUCACUGUUUUGUCCGAAACGAAUCAACUGGACAUUUAUUCAAAUUUGUUUGCCAUCGUUGGUUUGGUCAAAAUAUUGAAGAUGGUGCUACAGAACGAGUACUAAUCGGAGAAAUGGUUAGUAAUUCAUGUAUUGGAGAAAUUUUGAAGAAAAGUCAAACUCGAUCGUCAUCGAUUGGUCGUCAUUGGGCUCGAACUACAAGCGGAUAUCGAGAUGAACCUUUAGAGGUUCAAGAAUUACAACAAAUGCUCGGAGAAAUCGUCAAUGAAAUGGUCCGAUUGUAUUACAAUCACUGUAGUCAAAAUUAUAACAAUCAUGUUACAACAAAUGAUAGGAAUCGAAACUUAUAUUUAUCUCCGUUGAAAAAAGCGACCAGUCGAAUGGCUCGAAGGCCCAUGAACUCAUCAUUAAGUCACUUUUCGGCAUCUACAUACUCUUCCAGGCAGAAUCUUAAUAGUAGAUCAUCAUCUUCAUCGAACUCACUAAUUCAUCAAAAAAAUCUAGUCGCUCUCAUAUUCGGAGAGAAGCCUUUAUGGACUUUAUUACAAAUAUUUUACUAUGGUUUUAAAAGGCGAACUCGAUCCUCAUUCCGUAAACAAAUUUUCCUUUGGGAUUAUUUAUUGGCGAUAAACUGUGAACUUAAAUUAUUGGAGAAUCGAGAACCAAUGAUGGAUAAAUUGAUCAACACCAUUGAGAUUAUUUCGAGAGAGGCAACUAAUUGGGGAAAAGAUUCCAAGUUUCAAUUAUUUACCAUAAUAUCAAUUCGAGAUCAUCAUUUAACCAAGUUCUUAAAAUACCUUUCGAAACCUCAAUUGGCUUCCCAAUAUUAUGAAAGUAACUCUUUUCUUCGAGAUUCGGUUCUGAUGGUAUUUCUGGUACAAAUUCUCGGGACAUUUGAUGAAAUGAAACUGACCAUUGACAGUUCGUUGACCAAAGGCUUAUGAAACACAAACUCACUAGUUAAUUCACUUAAAACAGUGUAACUUAAAUCUAUUAGGUAUCAUUCAAUUAUUACCUAGAAAUGGUUGACUCAAGGAUUGUAAGACUAUUCUAAUUGUUUGAACUCCAUUUUUUAUAAUUGUGCCAUAAUCGUUACCAAAAACUUGAAAACUUUUCCAAACCUUUUUCCAUUCUUGAUUAAAUUAAAUUGUAGACAAUUAAACAACUGUUUAUAUUGAAUAAAAUGAUCAAAAUAAAAUAACAAAAGCCUAAUCGAUCAAAUCAUCGAUUGAGUUUAAUUUUCAUAAUCAACCAGCAAUAAGAAAUGAUUGAUUCACCAUUCACACGUACUUGAAGUUGUCUAAUCAACUUUGGCAAUCGGGAUCUCGAUCAUCAGCUUUUCUUAGCAAUCAGUUAAUCUGAAUCAUUUCAUGAGAUUAUCAAAGUGGUUGGUUGAUAAUGGACAUGGAGUUUAUACCGAUAAGAUGAAGAUAAUCAGGAGAUUCAUCUGAAGAUGUCCGAUGGAGAGGAAGAUAUUGAAAAAGGUGAGAAUUCUGAAGAUGAACUGACCAGAGGCGAGCGACUUCAAAAUCAGAAUUAGAAUCUGAUCUCGAAGAUUUUGGACAUGAUGCAAUUUAGAUUCUCUUUAAACAAUUAAUUUACUUCUCUAAUUAUCAAUUUAAUCAAUAGAAUAGAAUAUAAAUUAAAUAUUAACUAAUUGUGUCUCUGUGUUUACUUUUAUCCAAUCAACUUAUUGUCAAUCAUUUGAUUAUCUACUUAUUAAAUGUAACUAUUAUAAUUAUUGUUAUCUAAAGGUCAAUGACCUUAAAUUCAUGAUUAUUGUCAUACGAAUGAUAAUUAAUUAUAAUUAAUAGUAAUAAUUAAACUUUGUAACAAUAUUAA
This is a messenger RNA of Panonychus citri (citrus red mite), 6873 nucleotides long. It is a transcript of the gene pns, whose product is annotated as DENN domain-containing protein 5B-like. The record is from RefSeq and is a predicted model, not a curated record. Gene Ontology annotation, molecular function: small GTPase binding; guanyl-nucleotide exchange factor activity. NCBI's taxonomy places the organism in Eukaryota, Metazoa, Arthropoda, Arachnida, Trombidiformes, Tetranychidae.